This is a messenger RNA of Colias croceus (clouded yellow), 885 nucleotides long. Its product is annotated as sugar transporter ERD6-like 9. The record is from RefSeq and is a predicted model, not a curated record. Gene Ontology annotation, molecular function: transmembrane transporter activity. The transcript has 4 exons. NCBI's taxonomy places the organism in Eukaryota, Metazoa, Arthropoda, Insecta, Lepidoptera, Pieridae. The coding region runs from base 1 to 885 and encodes 294 amino acids. Gene Ontology annotation, biological process: transmembrane transport.
AUGCCGGCAAGAAAUCAUGAACUAUUCAUCAGCAGUGGAGUAUGGACCAUGUUCUUUAUAAGUGGUAUGAAUAUAGGAGCUCCUACAGUAAUAGUGCCACAGUUACGGAGAGAAAUAAACGAUACCGCGGUGUUUGGGGAAGAAAUGGCCAGCUGGUUAUAUUCCGUCUUCGGCUUCGCAGCUGUACCCUGGGUAGUCAUCAUGCCAAUAUUCAUUAGAUUCUUCGGCUGCAAAAUCACCUUCAUCGCGAUUGGUGUAGACAUAUUAAUAACUUACAUCAUUUUCUGCACAAGCACCAACCCUUUACAAAUAUUAAUUUCCGAAAUAGUUUUCGGCUUAGCAUAUGCUGGAAAUCUGAUAAUUGGCAUUUAUGUUAUUUCAGAAUACACUAGUCCUAAAUAUCGAGGUAUGUUCUUGACGAUAAAGUCAGCAAGUCUUUUCUGGGGUGUGUGGUGUUCUAAUGCUAUAGGAACCUUCUUGCAUUGGAAGUAUAUAGGCAUUGUAGGCGGAGUUUGUUGUAUCUAUUUAUUCGGUUGUUUCUUCUGGAUCGAGUCACCGUAUAGACUCGCUGUGAAAGGUAGAUUUGAAGACUGUAAACGAUCUCAUAGAUGGUUGUUUGGUUCCAAUACUGAGGCAGAACGGAACUUAGAAAAACUUUUACUAUCUGCUCAGGGAUCGAAGAAAGAAAAAUGGACAUUUGGCAAAAUGCUCGCAACGGUAUCUGCUAGGGAAUUUUUGAUGCCUGUUAUGUUGUCCUUUGUGCUUUUAGCCCAGUAUAAUUUGACUGUUUCUAGUUCAAUUUGUACGCUGAUUCUGUAUUUAUUCUUGCCUGAGACGAAAGAUAGGUCUUUGCAAGAGAUUGAAGAGUUGUUUAAGAAAAAAUAA